Owenia fusiformis is the source of this 2753-nucleotide messenger RNA. The record is from the annotation of a GenBank genome assembly. NCBI's taxonomy places the organism in Eukaryota, Metazoa, Annelida, Polychaeta, Sabellida, Oweniidae.
AAAUUACUAGGUGACAUAAAUUGAAUAAGUGCAUACAGCAGUAACGGAAAUAGUGGCACUACUCAGAUGCAGAGAGAGAAAUAAACCUGAUACGAAGCAUCAAGCGAAAGAUCUUAAAAAUCACUGGAACAGUCCCGGCUAAUAGAAAGGGCGCGAUGAACCUGAGAUUACUACAGAAUGGAUUUUUUACGACGUGUCUUUUAUUGCUGAGUGUAGGUUCAAGUCUAGGAGGGACGGGCAGAAUCUCCGGACUAAAAGAUUACAAAGACCAUGAAUGCAUUAGAGAGUGUAACGGAACAGUGCGCACGUGCGAGUAUGACUUCACGGUUGAGUGGUACCACGUGCUUACCAAGGCUUGUUAUAACUGUCCGUUCAACGCCACAGAUUGCGCCCGACCUCAUUGUGUGGCGGCAGAUGGCGCUGAGAAAGCUGUAUUGACAAUCAAUAGAAUGAUCCCCUCGCCAUCAAUAAUUGUAUGUAGGGGCGACACCAUCGUAGCUAAUUUGCAUAAUAAGAUAUCCAAUGGGGAAGGGACGUCUAUACACUGGCAUGGUCAGCAUCAAGAGAAUACACCACACAUGGACGGCGUUUCUAUGUUAACACAAUGCCCUAUACCACCACACACAUCAUUCCAAUACAAGUUUAAGGCUGAUUAUAGAGGGACACAUUUCUACCACGGACAUUCAGGGUUGCAACGUGCUGAUGGCAUAUUUGGCCCAUUAAUCGUACGUGAAGAAAACGCUAGUGACGCACAUAGUGGUAACUAUGACUACGACUUACCGGAACACGUUGUUAUGGUUACCGAUUGGCUAGUUGAGAUGACGGUGAACAGAUUUACUGCACAUCACAAUGACGACGGAGACAAUAAACCAAAAUCUAUGCUUAUAAACGGCAAAGGGGCUUGGAAGUUGCACACCGACGCCGAAACUGGUGAAGAAGCAUACACUCCCAAAGAGGUGUUCACUAUUGCAAAGGGCAAGCGAUACAGGUUUAGAAUGAUCAACAACGGCAUCCUUAACUGUCCAAUACAGGUAUCAGUCGACGGACAUAACCUCACUAUGAUAGCAACUGAUGGUAGUCCAUUUGAACCUGUUGAGGUUGAGAAUUUCAUCAUAUUUGCUGGUGAAAGGUAUGACUUCGUCCUCAAUGCAAACCAGAACGUCAGCAACUACUGGAUGAAAUUGAAAGGGCUUGCUGAUUGUUCACCAAGUUGGGCCCAGGCUCACCAGACCGCCAUUAUCCGCUAUGAAGGUGCCGCUAAUGAGAAUCCUCCGGGGCCAACGGGGUACGAGGACACUGGCAGGGAAGGCAAGCAACUUAACCCUUUGAACACCAAAAAGUCAGACAUGCACAUUCCAGUGUCAGAGCUUAUGUCUUUGGAUCCCGAUGACGAAAGAAUCAGUGGCACCCCGGACCAUCAGCUUCACCUUGCUAUGGACUUCAACAAAGUUGACAACGAGUAUUUUCACAACCCUACAUAUUACCCCAUAUAUCAGAUCUCCAGGAAGAAACACUUGUACAGUCCUCAGAUGAAUGGAAUUACUAUGGUUAUACCAUCAUCCCCUCCUCUUACACAACCUGAAGACAUUACUGAGGAUACAUUCUGCAACGAGACAUCUUUACACGGGGAAUGUCGAGAAAAGUUCUGCGAAUGCACCCACGUGCUGCGUGUCGGCUUGGACAGCCUUGUUGAAAUUGUGUUUGUUGAUCAAGGAUUUACGUUCAAUGCUAACCACCCCAUGCAUCUCCAUGGCUACGCUUUCCAUGUCGUCGGCCUGAGAAGGGUGAAUGCAAGUGGCUUUCAUAUCGACACGUUCAAAGAGAUGGACGCCCGUGGAGAGAUCGAGAGACGAUUCACCAAUGUGGUUAGGAAGGAUUCCGUGACAGUACCGGAUGGCGGGUAUACUAUCAUAAGAUUCGUAGCAAGGAACCCAGGAUAUUGGUUCCUUCACUGCCAUAUAGUGUUCCAUGCUGAGAUUGGUAUGGGGGUAGUUUUGCACGUGGGUGAGCCAGAUGAUCUGCCUGACAUUCCAUCAACACUUCCCAAAUGUGGCAACUGGAAUCCGGACAUGAAAAAGGAAGAGAUGGAACACACAACUGAACCAGGCACAGUGCCAACGUGUCCCUCGCUGAAAGAUACAUCCGAAGCAGCUUUGAGGGUUGCCCCAGCGUUCAGUGCAAUCUGUCUUGUCGUAAUAAUAACAAUUGCGUCCAUUAAUUAACUCUGAAUGAUCUGAUCGCAUACUUAUAACCAUUCCUAGCUCAGAGAAGAGACUAUUAAUCCCGGGGAGUCAAUACUGAUCGAAUGCACCGAACGAAAUGUUGAAACUCGAAAGUGUGAUCUGUUAACUGAGGAACGGAAAAUUCAUCACUUCCCAUUCUGAGGACAAGUACUCUAAAGGAAAAAGUUGGAUAUCAUGUAUUUUAGUAAAAAUCUCACAUUUAUUUUUUGUUGAAUUUUAAGCAGACUGUAUAAGAGAGUGAACAGUAAUCAUGUGUAUACUAUGUAUAUAUUUUUUAUAAGUUCAGCUUUUUAUUUUCAUAUUGAAUUCAUACAAAUAACAAUACAAUAUUACGUAAUUGAGUACUGUGAUACAUGUACUACGCAAAAAGGUUGCGCACGUGUGUUUUUACAUAUAUUUUAUCAAGAGAUGAGCCAGUUACAGUGUAUGUAUAGUUUAGUUUUAGUUUUAAAAUAGUUUAUUUUUGUGUCACUGAUAUUACAAUAUACAUGUAAAAUACAUAAUAAAAAC